UCUAUCUCUCUCUCCUUUUCAUCUUUCCCUUUCUUUUCUUUAUUAACUCGUUUAUUAUCUCCAGGCAUAUAUAAAGCGAGGGAGAGGUUCAGAGGAGGAGAAAAUAGAUAGAUUCGAGACACAGAGAAAGAGAAGAGGCGUUUUCCGCUUCUAUCUUCCCGUCGUCGCAUCCUAUAUUUCUUCCUCCUCCCCUUCCAAUCGCAGAAGACAAGAAAAUUUUCAGGUUUUCGUUGUUCAGUGUAUGUAUUUCUGUUUCAAAUAUGAAUUCGAUGGGUGCAGUUUGGGAUUUGGUCACAAAGCUGAGAUUUUUAACGAUCGAUCGGUCGAUCUGAAGAACGAAAAUCCUCGCACGGGAGUUCAAAGGAGAGAAAACCUAAUAUGGCGGAAGAACAUAGAUGCCAAGCUCCUGAGGGCCACCGUCUCUGUGCCAACAACUGCGGAUUCUUCGGUAGCCCUGCUACGCUAAAUCUAUGUUCGAAAUGUUACAGGGACCUUCGCCUCAAGGAGGAACAAGCAUCCUCCGCCAAGAUCGCCGUCGAGAAAUCCCUUGCUGCCUCCUCGUCCUCUUCCUCCUCCGCUGCCCUGUCAACCGAUCCCGUUUCUCACCCGCUUGUAAAACUUCCGAACGAAACCCCUGCGGAUCAUCCGCUCACCGUGCCGGCAUCCGUUGGGUCACCUUCGGCGGCUCCGCAGCCGAACCGAUGCGCAACGUGUCGGAAGCGUGUCGGACUGACCGGGUUCAAGUGCCGAUGCGGGAUCACGUUAUGUGGUUCGCACCGGUACCCGGAGCAGCAUGGCUGUACCUUCGAUUUCAAGGCGUUAGGGAGGGAGGCCAUCGCUAAAGCGAACCCCGUCGUCAAAGCCGAGAAGCUGGAUAAGAUUUGAUCUUGAUACGAUAUGGUUUGAUCUGGACCGUGGAUCUGUUCGAUCGGUCGUGAAUGGGGAGGGUCAGGGGUCAGGGCUUGUUUGUGAAGCGGAGGUACCGCUAAGGGUGGGUGCGAUUGUCGGCGUCUGGCAGUCGGUCGUGUGAUGCCGCCGGCGUGUAGCGAUGGUUGAAUUUGAGGCAUGCCUGUAAAAAAUAAAAAAAAAAUGCGAAAAAAGCCGAGAGAUUAAUGUUUUAUAAAUCUUUCUGUUAAUGAUAAUUUCUGUGGUUGUUUGGUGGAA
Molecule: messenger RNA, 1164 nt
Organism: Nelumbo nucifera (sacred lotus)
Lineage: Eukaryota; Viridiplantae; Streptophyta; Magnoliopsida; Proteales; Nelumbonaceae
Source: RefSeq, a predicted model, not a curated record